AUGUCAGCUGUCGAGACGCAAGAAUCAUCUGUGCUAGCCCCCCCGUUCGUGAAACUCCACCGCCAGGCCAUCUACACGAUGUCUCGAACCGUUAAAAGGGGCUGGGAUGGUUUUCGAUCAUACUUUGGUCAGCUCGUUGGUGUUGGGAACGACAAUGCCGCCAGCAACGAUUCCUCGCACAAAGGGGGCUGGGCAAGCCUUCAGGCUCUCCGAUCCCACUUGGCUGGUAAACUGGUGGGAUUCAAGAGAAACGACAGUUCUAUUAGUCGCGGCCUCUCGCCACUGGUGCAGAACGAUGCCACCUUCUUUGAAACUGACCUCCGGUACAUCUUCACGAUCAUCCCCACAGCGGUGGGUAUUUCAGACAAGGACUACGAGGUGCUGGAUCAAGCGUCUCAUGAUUUUCUUUCUUUGCUGGACCGAAUGGUCAAUGAGUGCUUCAUCAUUCGUUCUAAACCGCUGUGGACCCAUGAAGCCAAACGGGAAUCACGGAAUACAACCCUCGGGAAAUGCUAUCCGCGAUUACGCGCCGUAGUCUCACAUGUAGAGGCUUCUGACAACCAGUUCAACUUGAUAACCGGCGAGGGCCCGUCGCUCUUCGUGCUUCCCGAAGGCCUGGCCCGGAAUAUUGCCUUGGAAUAUCUUGCCCAUGUGAAGAACACCUUGGACUUGUCUGUGAACGGGGCGUGGAAGGAGGAAACUCUCCAGUCAAGCCAACUACCGCCAACAGACCUCUCCACACAGGAUGUUUUAUCGGGUCGGCAUCGGGCACCACCGAAGCAUGCGAGUAUCAUUGUUAACACUCUCUUCAGAGACAUCCAACAACGCAAUUGCGGGAGCGCUCAUGAAGUCAGGUUGAAGGUGCCAAAGGAUUGGCGACUUGGGCCAGCGACUACGUUGAAUAUGCUCCUCUCAUGUUGCGUAGAUCAAUAUUGUUGGCAUCGAACUGAGUGCGUGACUUCAAGAGCCAGGAUCAGCGAGCGGCGAAUGGACGGUGUUUGCGCAGCUAUCCAAAGGGCUAAAGAGCGGAAGCGAAACAUCUACCUGUUGCUUGACAGGGAAGGGUUAUCCGAUAUUUCUGAUGAGAUGCCGGAAAUAGCUUCAGCCACGCACCUGUUAACUGCAGAGACACUCGGGGAACUGCUAAAUCAGAAGGCCCUCACUCCACUCACCUCUGCUGACUAUGGAGCAAGGACAGUGGUUAAGAAGCUAAGUUCCCAUGACAAAGCAGUCCUGGCUUUGAGCCUUGCGAAAUGCCUGCUGGAAUUUUUCAACGACGACAUGGAGGUCGCUUCUCGCAGCUGGAAUCCUGACAAAAUAUACUUUGUCAAGUCCACCAAAUCUCGAAGGGAGGAUCGCACCGCAUACAUCUCACUAGAGCCAAGCUUCCAACACGUUGGGCUGCCCCAGGAUACAAUCGAACUUGGCAACCCAAUUAUUCUCUCAUUCGCCAAACUCCUGCUUGAGAUUAAAUUCGGCGAACGGAUCACAGCGCGGAUUGAUUUUGAAAGUACUGAAAACCUGCUCACAUGGGCUGAGAUGUGCAAGUUACUUGACAGAAUGGAGAAGACUGAGGGAAGCAACUAUCUUCGUGCUGUAAAGGGAUGUUUGUACCUGCACUCGCACUGCAACGUUGCUAUGCGCCAAGUACAGGAUCCGGCAGACGAGAUGAUCCUUGGCGAUGUUAUUAGGAACACGAUUCAGGAACAGAUCGUGCGCGAGCUCGAGCUUAUGGUACACCCUGAGAGCUCCAAGCGGAAGAGGCGGGACUCUGUCUCUGAGCUUCCGUUGUCAAAGAAGCUUUUCAUCAGCACGCCAGCGCCAUGCAACGCCCAGCGAAUCGAGGUGCCUCCGCGGAAUGAUACACCGUUUGCUGAGCCAGGUAGUCGAACCGAUUUCGAUAUUGCAAUCAUAUGCGCCAUACCCUUAGAGUUCGAUGCUAUCGCUGCUGCUGUCGAUGAGUUCUGGGACAGGGAUUAUGGAAAGGCUGUUGGAGACACUAAUAUCUACACCAAUGCACGCAUUGGGAAGUACAACGUCGCUAUUCUUGUUCUCUCUGAGAUAGGGAAAGUUAGUGCCGCUACCGCAUGCACCCACAUCCAGCAGAGCUAUCCAGCAGUAGACCUUGUCCUGGUUAGUGGUAUCUGCGGUGGGGUACCUUUCCCUGGGAAUUCCAAGGAAGUCCUGCUAGGCGAUGUUAUUAUUAGCAGGCACGUUGUGCAAUACGACCUUGGUCGGCUCUAUGCGAAUGGGUUUAAGAUGAGAGAUACAGUGCAGGAUACCUUUGGAAGGCCGAGUGAGAACGUGCGCAAUCUCCUUUCGCUAUUUGACACCAAUAGAGGACUUCGGCGGCUGGAAAACUUAGCAAGCAGCCAUCUCCAAGAGCUCCAGGCACGAGCUAUUCAGGGUAGCCAGCAGGGCGGAUACGAGUAUCCAGGUGCCUCGCAAGAUCAACUCUAUCAACCUCGCUACGAACACCUGUGCCAUGGACCUUCUCCUACAAGGCCCCUGGAAGCGCCUAAGGCAUCAGCAUGCACACACAGCAAGUCUCGCAGAACAUUGUGUGAUGAUGCUGGCUGUGAUAGUGCGCAGCUCGUACCCCGAGACCGUCUACAAUUGAAAAAAAAGCAAGAGGAAGCUGGACUAGUGAAGGAAGCCCAGGCUCCGUCUAUAUUUGUUGGCACAGUUGGGUCGGGUGACACCGUCAUGAAGUCAGGCGAGAAACGUGAUGAUAUUGCUAGUACUCAUGGACUCCUUGCAUUCGAAAUGGAAGGUGCUGGGGUGUGGGGCAAGAUGCCCUGCCUGAUUAUCAAAGGCAUCUGCGACUAUGCAGAUAGCCACAAGAACAAGGACUGGCAGAACUUUUCAGCUGCAACAGCGGCGUCUGUUACCAAGGCACUUUUAAGUUUGUAUACACAGCCAGAUAAACAGGCUGCAGCAUAG
Aspergillus calidoustus is the source of this 2943-nucleotide messenger RNA. The record is from the annotation of a GenBank genome assembly. NCBI's taxonomy places the organism in Eukaryota, Fungi, Ascomycota, Eurotiomycetes, Eurotiales, Aspergillaceae.